This is a messenger RNA of Stylonychia lemnae, 1158 nucleotides long. NCBI's taxonomy places the organism in Eukaryota, Ciliophora, Spirotrichea, Sporadotrichida, Oxytrichidae. The record is from the annotation of a GenBank genome assembly.
AUGGCUUUCAUUCCUAAAAUUUAGAACCCUUUUAAAUUCAAAAAGUUAGCGUUCGGAUUGCUCGGACUUGCUGCCAUUAGUGCAGUAUUAUUCUUGACCCUAGAAUAAAAUAUUUAAUCAGAAUCAGAGGGCGCUACAUUCCUCGCAAGAGAUGAUUUCGAUAUUUUACCAUUUUCAUUAGGAUCUCUAGUUUCAUUGCAAUGUUUUUAUCCCAGAGGCUAUUUUCUGAGACACCUUAAUGGUAUGUUCCUUGCUUAAGAAAUGAGAGAUGAUGAAGAUUACAGACUUUCUGCUUCGUUAAUAUUGGAUUAUGGACUAACUGGUGAGAAUACUGUUUCUAUUAGAUCAUUUAAUAUGCCAGACUAUUACUUGAGAAUCGGUACCCAGAAUCUUAUAAAAUUACAAUAAAUCGAUCAUUCUGAUCCAAAUUUCAGAGCUGAUGCUACAUUCAAAGUGAAGAGAGGAUUAAUCGACCCUAACCUCAUUUCUUUUGAGUCAAUUAAUAGGCCUGAUGUUUAUAUAAGACAAGAUGACGAUCAAAUCAGAGCUCAAAAGAGAUAGAAUAACUAUUAAUUUAAAGAUGACGCUACUUGGGUAAUUAGUGAUUCACUAGUCGAGGUUGACUACAUUGGUAUUUCAUAUUUUAAAGAGCAAGCUAACAUUACAAUACUCCCAGAUUUGAUUGUUUAAGAUACUCUCAUCGACAACAGUUAAGGAUCAUAACCAAUGAUUUAAUUUAAUAAUGAAAUCAUCAACACAAAUUCCUCAACAGAAUACUUUGAAUAACUAUAAGGCUUUGGGCUGUAAAUUGGAGAGACUUAUAAGGUUUCAGCCAGAACUCCUAUAGUCGAUAUGAAUGGCUAGAUUUUCUACACAUCCAAGCAAAUAAGAAACUGGACUUAUGGAAAUGUUAACACAAAGUACAGUGAAUUCGCUUAUGAAACCUCAUUGAUAAUCUCAGAAUUUUCUACUAUGAAUGCUACCUACAUUGUAAAACAGGCAAGAAUCAGAAUUCCCUUUGAGGCUACAGUUCAUCUCAAGGAUGCAACUUUAACUCAAUUCUUCACUGGAGUUUGGGUUGGAAUAGUCUCUUACGACUAUGGAGUUAAUAGAAUCAUUAAAAGCUUUUCACCUGAUGGACUAGAAAUCUAAUAAUGA